Protopolystoma xenopodis is the source of this 945-nucleotide messenger RNA. Lineage: Eukaryota; Metazoa; Platyhelminthes; Monogenea; Polystomatidea; Polystomatidae. The record is from the annotation of a GenBank genome assembly.
AUGGCACAAUCUCAGAACCUCACCGAAACCCGAGGCACUAUCUCCUCUACCAAGCGCCAACUUCUCUUGCACCGCACAGAUCAACUAAUCAGCCGGUUAACAGAUUACCAGGUGCUCAAGGGAAAGACCGCCCAAAUGACUGAGUUGGAGAUUACAACCGUCUGUGCUCUGGUCGCAGAGGUGUUUGCAGACGAACCGAUUGCAUUGGAUAUAAAGCUGGAGAAGCCCCUCUACGUACUGGGAGAUAUAUUUGGCCAAUAUGGAGAUCUAUUGAGGAUAUUUAAUUUUCUUGGCCAUCCUCCUGCUAAGCGCUUUCUGCUGUUGGGCAAUUAUGUGGGUAGGAAUGACAGGUCAAUAGAAACGAUAUCUCUACUACUCUGCUAUAAGCUGAGAUAUCCAGACAGUAUCUUCCUUAUUCGUGGCAACCACGAGUGCGAGCAUAUAUCGCGCUUUUAUGGCUUCUAUGAGGAGUGUAUGAAACGCUUCAGUCGCCGCCUCUGGAGGGCCUUCACAAGCGUCUUUGAUUUCAUGCCGCUGGUCGCCUUUAUUGAGGAUAAGAUCUUCUGUACCCACAGUGGCCUCAUGCCAAGUGUUCAUUUCUCAGGGAUGACAAAGCAACUCGAGAUCAAGGACUUCCUGUCGCAGAUGAUACCGAGACCAACAGACGCCGUGAAUAACGUGAUUGUACGCAACAUCCUGUGGUGCGAACCAGACGUCGAAUGCAAGAUGUGGGACCGAAACCCAGCUGGUGUCGGUUACCUGUACGGCACUGGGCCAGUAGACAAUUUCUGUGAGCGGUUUGGUAUUCAGCAGGUUAGAGAGAAACCUAAGGACCAAGCAAAGGCUGUUACUAAACUGAUUUUAGAAUUUUCAUCUACAAUAGUAUAUCCUCAUCAGAAAUUAUUUGUUGAUCUGGCAAUUUUACAAAUUCAUAUGAAUUUUUAA